AUGUCUACCGCCCAUCAGCCUACCAAGGAGCCUCUUAUCCCAGGAACGUCCCUGAGGAGCGAUUCUGGGUGCAGCUACAAGAUCGAAGAAACUCUGAUUGAACGAAGAAAGCCUCUGCUAUGCGUGUACCGUGCAAGUCCGAGAUUGCCAUCCAAAAAGGCAAGGAUCGAAGUGCUGCGCUGUGCUCUUCGGGGUCUGCACGAUAUGCACAAAGAAAACAUUGCGCAUAACGACGUCAAAGCCGACAAUAUCAUGAUCGACUACGAAGAGAAUGCGCCUGGCCAUAUGGACAUCAAAAGUGUCCAGAUUGCAGACCUGGAAGACACUGUCCUCUUGCCGGUCGGAAAUUGGAUCAAGGGUACUAUGUGUGGAAACGCGAUCUGGAGGAGCCCUGAGAGCUGGUGCAGGGCACGCCAGAAUAUCAGUUCAGAUAUCUUCUCCUUUGGGAUUGUGAUGAUAUACGUUAUGGCUGACGAAAUGGUGUUCCGUGUCGGUAAGGAUAAGCUGGAGGCAGAGGACUCGUGGCAUCACGUCCUCCGUCGACAUGUAUCCUAUUUUGCGGAUGAAGACGGUCUGAACGGGUUCCUGAAACAUAUCGGAAAGGAAAACCCGUUCUAUGAGCGCUUUGUGGCCCUCGCGAGCAGCUUCGGUCCAGGGGAAGGCAGACAGCCCUUUCAGACUUGGAACUAUAUCGAUCCAGACCUGAGAGAUCUAGUGGGCAAGAUGACCAGCCUAGACCCGGUAAGGAGGAUCACUGCAGGAGAGGCCCUGGAGCAUCGGUGGUUCAGGCAGGCUGAUUGA
Molecule: messenger RNA, 801 nt
Organism: Microsporum canis CBS 113480
Lineage: Eukaryota; Fungi; Ascomycota; Eurotiomycetes; Onygenales; Arthrodermataceae
Exons: 4
Coding region: 1-801 (266 amino acids)
Biological process (GO): protein phosphorylation
Cellular component (GO): cytoplasm
Molecular function (GO): ATP binding; protein serine/threonine kinase activity
Source: RefSeq, a predicted model, not a curated record